AAUCAUCUAGUGGAUUCGGUUUGGAUGCACUGAGAGCCAAACUUUGCCCUAAAAAGGAUGGUGCCGCUGGGUAUUACGGCAGCAGAUAAAGUACGAGUCCACCGACCUUCAAUUACCCCUCCCUCACCAGCGAUUCUGUGAGCACAAGGUGGUAGUCACAUGCACGUCAGUUUUGAUAACAGGGCUUCUUUAGAUGAUGUCUACGUGGACCACAGCAGCAAUCCCACCUCUUUCUCUCACUCCUCAUUCACCAUUUGCCUAGACAGAUCAGUCAUGCUUUUCGGUCAGAAAUUCCACCAGUACCAGGUUCCAGAAUGGGCACCACUAUAUAUCCCUUACGCUUCACUGAAGCGCCUGUUUAAUAAGGCUGUCAGAGCGGAGGCGGACUCGAUGAGAACACAACCGGAUUUUAGUGGGGUUUACACAUCACUCGAUCGUAGUAUCGAUUCUUUCUCCGGUUUUCAUUAUGAAAAGUAUCAGUUACUGCAUGAACGGGGAGCAGAGCUUUGUAGAAUAUAUGGUGUGGCGCCGGAAGCGAAUACCUUGCCGAAAACAUAUGAUGCCAACUGCUACGAAGUUGGAAACUUCCUCAGAGCUCUUGUAGAGCUUCGCAAAGAUUUGGAAAAGUUGCAAUGGUACUCUCGAGUGAAUGAAGAAGCCAUCCAUCGGAUAUACGCCAAGCUCGAGAGGCACGGAAACCUGGCGGAACACUUUCAUCAAGGCCACAAAUCGACGUGGACCAAAUCGAAAAGCGAUCGUGAUACCCUGUGCUCGAAGUUCAACGAAAGAUUAAACGCGUUGAUAGCAGACAUUACUCGGGUCCGCGCCGAUGCAAAUCUUCAUGCGACGACUAGAUCUUUAUGUCUCCAACGCACCAGUGGUCAACACCUCCGUGCGUCUGCCUACGACACCUCUCUGCUUUCUUUUAUUGCAAAUGACGAGCCAUCUAAUCUGGCCAACCAACUGGAAGAGAUGUACUUGAGAAAUAGGACACAGGACUCUUAUUUCCAAGGGCUCCUUUAUGAUUUAGCAAAUCUUUCGAUUGCCUCUGGGGCUAGAUUUUCCGCCUCCUUUCUCCUAUCGAAAGCUUUCCCUAAGUAUGGUGUUGCGAUAGACCACAAGAUCUUGAACCACAUAAUCACCAUCUCUGGUCGAGGGGAUAUUUUGAAAGAGCAUGCAAGGUUAAGAACUUGCCCAUUGUGUGAUUCAGCCGGAUCUCGUGAUGAACUAGGGAACAGCUUGUUUGUUUGCGCAAUUGAACAGCUUGGCCCUAAUAGGAAGGAUAUUCUCUCAUCAAAGGACAUUUUUGGGCGUACUCCGCUCCAUUACGGUGCAUUCUAUGGUUUUCCAAUCAUUUGCCAAUCCAUUUUAGGUCCCCUUGAUGCUUGUGGCGAGAGCUACCUCGCAAGUCUGAUCUUGUCCUUGGACUCCCACGGUUAUACUGCUUUACACUACUCGGUGAUUAACAACCAUGCCAUUAGUACAACCGUUUUGUUGGACACACUCCGCUUAGCUGGGAGAACAGGUGAUAGGACUAUUGACCAGGAUUUGGGAACAGUCCUGAACGAUCUACUUUCUAUCGCUGUUAAAUAUCAGUACAGCGACAUAGUUGACUUGCUUGGGAAAUGUCAGUUUGGUUUUCAACUAUCGAGCCAUGGAGAGACAGCCCUUUAUGUUGCUUCGCGAAGUGGGCGUGAGGAUUAUGUGGAUACACUCCUAAAUAAUGGCAGAGAUAUUGAAAUCAAUAUACCUGAGUCUGUCCACGGCUGGACCCCGUUAUUCAUUGCAUGCGUGGAAGGUCAUCAAGCCGUGGCCAAUCUUCUUCUCAAGGCAGGAGCGAAGCAAGACUUACAAGACCAUCUGGGAUGGACUGCGAAAGAGCACGCCGCACUGAGGGGCCAUCUAGCACUAGCGGAAACCCUGAAUGCAUGGAAUAUUGAUAUAUCUUCCGGUGGCCCUGCUAGCAUGCCCACGAAGCCCGUAUCUGGAGUCAAGCCCAGCUUUCGAACUGACCAAAGUUAUGUUAUUGUCAAUCUCGGUGACCUACGAAAUGGCAAGCAGGUUAAGGCUGUGGAUCUGAUGGAUUCCAGUGCAGAAAACGCCGUGUAUACAAACAACGACCUUUCGAUGGAAGUAUCAAUCGGGGGGCAGAGCAGUACAAGUCUUCUUGUGGAGCUACCCACUUUGAGGGAUACGGUCAAUGAUCCAUUUGUCUUCCCGGUCUCAGAUCCUGAUAAAGCCUGGAUAUCUUUUAAGUUGUUCCGCAAAGGGUAUUUGCACACAACAGGCCCCAGCCUUUUGGGCAGUGGUGCAGCUUCAUUAAAAACUCUCAACAAUUGUUUUGGGGCGCAUCGCGAGAGCCUUGUCAGAGCCCGCUCCAUAGCCAUCCUUGAAAAAGAGACAUUGAGUGUUAUGGGUACCGUGACUUUCACCUUUGUCGUCGCCAAACCAAUGGCUCACCCAGCUUCUCCCUUCAUGCCAGCCCAUUCCGUCAGAGGAAAAGGUUUACAGCUUGUCGGACACAGAGGAUUUGGCCAAAACACUGCCAGUCGCAACUAUCUCCAGUUGGGAGAGAACACCGUCGAGUCAUUCCUUUCAGCUGCAAGGCAUGGAGCUACAUUUGUCGAAUUUGAUGUGCAGUUAACAAGAGACCUUCUACCUAUUAUAUACCACGAUUUCUCGCUCAGCGAAUCCGGGACAGACAUUCCUAUCCAUGACCUGAGUUUUGAACAGUUUAUGUACUUUAGCAAAGUCCAAUUGCCGCGAGGCGAACCAAUAUCCGUACUUCGAAAAGUGGACACACGGAAUAUGCCGGACGGAACGAACCGAGUCAAACUUCGCUCACAGUCGUUGACACAGGAUCAUGAACGAGGGGUCCACGAGUUCCGCGACAGAAUGAAGUACACCGUUGAUUUUAUAAAUAAAGGUUUCAAGCCAAAUACCAGAGGUGACUUUAUACAGGACGCCUUUGCAACGCUAGAAGAGCUGCUUGUGGAACUGCCUGAGUCGAUCAAUUUCAAUAUCGAGAUAAAAUAUCCUCGACUUCACGAGGCGGUCGAUGCAGGAGUGGCACCUGUCGCCAUUGAGAUCAAUACAUUCAUCGACACAGUACUUGAGAUACUCAUCUCCCACGGCAGAAAUAAACGGGCUAUCAUUCUCUCUUCUUUUACGCCAGAAGUCUGCAUUCUUUUAGCCAUCAAGCAACGGAUGUAUCCUGUCAUGUUUGUAACUAAUGCUGGCAAGCCACCGAUGACGGACAUGGAAAUAAGGGCCAGCAGUAUGCAGGCUGCUAUUCGUUUCGCGAAGCGAUGGGACUUGGCCGGCAUUGUCUUCGCAUCUGAGACGCUGAUAGCGUGCCCAAGGCUCAUCAGAUAUGUGAAAAGCUCAGGGCUGGUUUGCGGGUCCUAUGGAACCCAGAACAACAUCCCACAGAACGCCAAAGUACAAGCAGCAGCUGGCAUUGACAUCCUGAUGGUUGAUAGAGUUGGGCUUAUAACUGCGGAGUUACAUACCACAUCUGCGGACAAUUAAGUAGUAUUCUGUAUUUCCAUCUCAUCUACCACUGUACACACUGGCAUUUGAGCCUUGGAAGUUCUAGCCUGUCAAUUCCAGUUUGAUUCCAGCCUGCUCUCUCUAAGGAAAAGUGCUGGGAGACCUGAAAAAGGGGGACGGUGUGGGCUUUAUUAUCUACUGCCGUGAAUUGAGGCUCACCCAGGUUAACUAUAGAGCUUCAGGUCCGGACUAAUUCCGUAUAUAAUCAGAUAAAUUGGGAAUCAAUCUGACGUUCAUCUUGUAUAAGAACUCUCAGGGUUACAGAAGCGAAUAAUAACAAUCAGGUUCUUU
This is a messenger RNA of Aspergillus alliaceus, 3843 nucleotides long. RefSeq names its product GDPD-domain-containing protein. The transcript has 9 exons. The record is from RefSeq and is a predicted model, not a curated record. NCBI's taxonomy places the organism in Eukaryota, Fungi, Ascomycota, Eurotiomycetes, Eurotiales, Aspergillaceae. The coding region runs from base 160 to 3531 and encodes 1123 amino acids. Gene Ontology annotation, biological process: glycerophospholipid catabolic process. Gene Ontology annotation, molecular function: protein binding; glycerophosphocholine phosphodiesterase activity.